Tremella mesenterica DSM 1558 is the source of this 1362-nucleotide messenger RNA. RefSeq lists its product as uncharacterized. Lineage: Eukaryota; Fungi; Basidiomycota; Tremellomycetes; Tremellales; Tremellaceae. Gene Ontology annotation, molecular function: LPPG:FO 2-phospho-L-lactate transferase activity. The record is from RefSeq and is a predicted model, not a curated record. The transcript has 7 exons. Bases 1 to 1362 code for a protein of 453 amino acids.
AUGUCCCCAUUAUCAUACUUAGUGAUUUCAGGUGGGACAGGAGCUAAUUCUAUAGCUUCUGCAUUCGGACAUUCACCAGCAUUCGUUUUACCCGUUUCUGAUGAUGGUGGUUCUUCAGCAGAGAUAUUAAGAUGUUUCAGUGGUCCUUCCAUUGGCGAUAUACGUUCUCGUUUAGUUCGGUUAAUCCCACUGGCUGAAAUUCCCUCGACGGAAGAAGAGAAAGAACGUUUGGCAAUACAUUCUUUAAUGGCUUAUCGUUUUCCUCCAAAGGGGGAAGAAAAUAAAGCGAGAGAUUUAUGGAUGGAGAUUGUUGAAGGAAGAAGUUUUUUAUGGGAAGGGAUAAGGGAAGAUAAAAAGGAAUGUAUAAGAGCCUUCCUGGUCCACUUCCAAACCCUCUGUCUACGUCGAGCCCACAAAAGAUUCUCUUUCCGAAACUUUUCCCUAGGAAACGGAUUCUUGACCGGUGCUCGCGAUUUAUUCUCUUCACUCCCAUCGGCCAUAUUCCUCUUCAAAGCCAUUGCUGGAGUGGACCAAACAGUCGCGGUCAUACCAGUAAUCAACACGAAUCAGACUAUCACCAUCGCUGCACAUUUGAGAAAUGGGAAUACGUUAGUUGGACAAUGUUCUAUUUCUCAUCCUACUUCUUCAAAGAUGGUAAUUACGUCUUGUUCAAAACGUUUGAAUGGACUGAAUGGAUUAAGGAGAGAUUCAAGAACGUUUGAUACUCAUGUACCACCUUCUCCCAUUGAAAGAGGGACGAUUUCAGUUGGGGGUGGUAUAGAAGCUCCUGAAUUGGUAAUCACUGAGGAAGAGGGUUUGGAUGAUAAUGUGGGAUAUAUGAAAGGUGAGAAAGAAAACCCUUUGGAAGCUCCUGUGGAAAGGGUUUAUUAUAUCAAUUUAUAUGGUCAAGAAAUAUACCCCGAACCUAAUCCCGAUUUCUUAUUCGCGAUCAACCAACGUGAUAUUUUGGUAUACUCUUGCGGAUCAUUAUGGACCAGUAUAAUACCUUGUUUAGCGCUCAGAGGGUUAGGUAUGGCGAUAGCUACUUCAACUAGUUUGAAAGCGAAGGUUUUGUUAUUGAACUCGAGGAACGAUAGAGAAACACCACAUUACAAAGCAUCAGAUUAUGUAAAAACGAUCUUGACUACUUUAAGAACAUACGAUCGACCUACACGUUCUCCGUCGACUUGGGAGGCAAGAAGGUUGUUUACGCAUUUGGUGUACUUGGUAGGUGGGGAAAUAGAGGUGGAUAGCGAUGAAAUAGAGGUAUUGAAACUCGUCUGCGUACCUCGUGAGAUUCACGGGACGGAUAAUAUGUUCACUGUUGAGGCUGUGGAAUGGGCUAUGAGUAGGUGUUUGUGA